GCCCCCGGAGGCGCCGCCUCGCCUCUUUCCGCCAGCGCCCGCAGGACCCGGAUGAGAGCGCACGCUUCGGGGUCUCCGGGAAGUCGCGGCGCCUUCGGAAGUGGCGGAUGCGGCCGUGAGCCGGCGGGGGAGGUGCGCCAGUGUCCUCCGAGCUCGCCCGCAGACUCCCCACCCCGUUCCGCGCCCUUUGCCCUUCCCCGCAUCCAGUCCUCCUUACGUUGCUCCAGGAGCCCUCGGGCUGUUCCUCCUUUGGGAACGGGAAGGACUGCGGAGGGCUAGAGAGGGAAGGGAGACCGCGAUUCGUGCACAUCCCAGACUAGAACCUUGCCUGCUUUCGUUUCACUGUCUCAGUUCCUCCAGAUCCAGCUGGUGCCCUCGCCUGACGUUUGAACGACCACCUGCUCACCUCCUCCCUUUUGCGCGUUGAUUCUUCAGACUUCGAAGGGCCCACCGGUCUGCUUGCCCAACGUUAUUAGUGCCCCUAUUGUUCUACAAAUUCGAACCUCAAACACAAAACCGAUAUUUCUCCGUAGGGAACCUUAAUGAGCCAGGAGAGCAGUCAGCCCUGCAGCCUCCAGGGUACCCCACAUCAAACAGGCUCGCCGGGAACAAGGGGAAUACCACGUGGCUUGGCACACUCGCAGAAUGCCAGAGAGGAGCCAACCCCCAUUUUACAGAUGAGGAAGCUGAGGCUUAGGGAGGAAUUGGUUUACCUAAGACCCUCCCCACAACCCCAAGUAGGCUGAGGCAGAGCUAUAUUGAUUCUUCCUAUUGUGCACCCACACUGAGGCCAACACGCUGCUGAACCAGGCUGAACUGAGGAAAAGCUAGAAAGUCAUCGUGGUUUACAUCUUGCCUUUCCCAUAGCAGAGACUCUGCCUGACUUUGGAGGCACUGAAUUAUCAGUAGUAAAAACACACUCUGUAGAAAAACUAGACAUUGUUUUAGAUUCUGGCUGUUACCUGUAUUACCUUGGACAAGUCCCUAGAGCUCUCUGAGUCUGUUUCCCAGAAGUAAAAUGGGUCACAAACCUGGCUAGCUCCCCCCAUUCCCUUCCCUUUUGGUGCCAAGGCCAGUGACGGCAAGCGUGUGACGAGCUUUGUUAACUUUUUCGCUGCAUGUGAUGCCCGUGUAAAAGAUAGUUAUUCUGAGGAUCACUGUCCUUUAGUGAUGAAGUGGGUGCUGUUCCUGGACAUAAAGGCAGACCUGUGCUUGACAUGGAUUGAUCUGUCUUCUAGCAGUGAAGUGCAGGCAUGAACCUUGGUCAGCCCCACACUCUUCUCCAUCCGUAGCCCAUGUACUAGAGUUUGGACUUGGACCGAAGUCUGGGGCAGCUCCCUAAUUACUAGGGUGCUGAAGGCGUGAUUGUGCCAGUCGACUGCGAGUUCCUUCCGCAGCUUGUAUCGUUACCCACUCCUGCAGGUGCUGCUGCUGCCUCCACUGUACUCAGACCCAGGCAGCACAGGAUUGUCCAUCCUCCAGCAGCUCAGUGCAACGGUGUGAACUCAGCCUGUUUCAGAGCCUCCACACCAUGACCUCCAAGAAGCUGGUGAACUCGGUGGCUGGCUGUGCUGAUGACGCUCUUGCUGGCCUGGUGGCCUGCAACCCCAACCUGCAGCUCCUGCAGGGCCACCGCGUGGCCCUCCGUUCUGACCUGGACAGCCUCAAGGGCCGGGUGGCACUGCUGUCAGGUGGGGGCUCUGGCCAUGAGCCUGCCCAUGCUGGUUUCAUAGGGAAGGGGAUGCUGACUGGGGUCAUCGCGGGAGCCGUGUUCACCUCCCCGGCAGUGGGCAGCAUCCUGGCAGCCAUCAGGGCCGUGGCCCAGGCUGGCACAGUGGGGACGCUCCUUAUCGUGAAGAACUACACUGGGGAUCGGCUCAACUUCGGCCUGGCCCGGGAGCAGGCCCGGGCUGAAGGCAUCCCGGUGGAGAUGGUGGUGAUUGGGGACGACAGCGCCUUCACUGUCCUGAAGAAGGCAGGCCGGCGGGGGCUGUGCGGCACGGUGCUUAUACACAAGGUGGCAGGUGCUCUGGCUGAGGCUGGUGUGGGGCUGGAGGAGAUCACAAAGCAGGUGAACAUGGUCGCCAAGGCCAUGGGUACCCUGGGGGUGAGCUUAUCCUCCUGCAGCGUCCCUGGUUCCAAACCCACCUUCGAGCUCUCAGCCGACGAGGUGGAGCUGGGCCUGGGGAUCCACGGAGAAGCUGGUGUGCGCCGGAUAAAGAUGGCAACCGCCGAUGAGAUUGUGAAACUCAUGCUCGACCACAUGACAAACACCACCAAUGCGUCCCAUGUGCCUGUGCAGCCCGGCUCCUCAGUUGUGAUGAUGGUCAACAACCUGGGUGGCCUGUCAUUCCUGGAACUGGGUAUCAUAGCCGACGCUACCGUCCGCUCCCUGGAGGGCCGCGGGGUGAAGAUUGCCCGUGCCCUGGUGGGCACCUUCAUGUCAGCACUGGAGAUGCCUGGCAUUUCUCUCACCCUCCUGCUGGUGGAUGAGCCUCUCCUGAAACUGAUAGAUGCUGAAACCACUGCAGCAGCCUGGCCUAACGUGGCUGCAGUCUCCAUUACUGGGCGGAAGCGGAGCCGGGUAGCCCCUGCCGAGCCCCAGGAGGCCCCUGAUUCCACUGCUGCAGGAGGCUCAGCCUCGAAGCGGAUGGCGCUGGUGCUGGAACGGGUGUGCAGCACCCUCCUGGGCCUGGAGGAACACCUGAAUGCCCUGGACCGGGCUGCUGGUGACGGCGACUGUGGCACCACCCACAGCCGUGCGGCCAGAGCAAUCCGGGAGUGGCUGAAGGAGGGCCCACCCCCUGCCAGCCCUGCCCAGCUGCUCUCCAAGUUGUCUGUCCUGCUCCUGGAGAAGAUGGGAGGCUCAUCUGGGGCGCUCUACGGCCUGUUCCUGACUGCGGCUACACAGCCCCUGAAGGCCAAGACCAGCCUCCCAGCCUGGUCUGCUGCCAUGGAUGCCGGCCUGGAAGCCAUGCAGAAGUAUGGAAAGGCUGCCCCAGGGGACAGGACUAUGCUGGAUUCUCUGUGGGCAGCAGGGCAGGAGCUCCAAGCCUGGAAGAGCCCAGGAGCCGAUCUGUUGCAAGUCCUGACCAAAGCAGUCAAGAGUGCCGAAGCUGCAGCCGAGGCCACCAAGGAUAUGGAAGCUGGAGCCGGAAGAGCCAGUUAUAUCAGCUCAGCACGGCUGGAGCAGCCAGACCCCGGGGCGGUGGCAGCUGCUGCCAUCCUCCGGGCCAUCUUGGAGGUCUUGCAGAGCUAGGGUGUGUGACUGCCUCCCUUGGCCUCAGCUCCUCUCACUGCUGUGCUGAGGUGGCCUUUGUCACUUCCUUCUGCCUUCCAACCCUCACCUUCCCCCAGCCUGGCCCUGUUGGCCCACCCUCUAAGUUGAGCAGGAAAUCCUCCACCAAGCUUCCAGAACUACAGACAGCACCCAGAGCGAGCUGGAGUGGGUCCCCGUGCCUCUCCAGCAUGCCCUUUCCCUUUGCGGGAGGGUGGAGUCCCUGGGUCAUGCCCUCCCCUGCCAGCUCUGGGCUUCAGAGAUAAGGCAUUUUCCUUGUGCAGCCUUUACCUGGCAAUCCUAAUUUGGUUUUAAGACUCCCUGUGAAAUGCCUUCCGCACCUUAACCCCAGUGAGCGUGAAAAAGAAAGUUAAUAAACUAUAGUACAUGGAAGCAAGAAA
Gorilla gorilla gorilla (western lowland gorilla) is the source of this 3678-nucleotide messenger RNA. It is a transcript of the gene TKFC, whose product is annotated as triokinase and FMN cyclase. Gene Ontology annotation, cellular component: cytosol. The transcript is spliced from 17 exons. NCBI's taxonomy places the organism in Eukaryota, Metazoa, Chordata, Mammalia, Primates, Hominidae. The record is from RefSeq and is a predicted model, not a curated record. Gene Ontology annotation, biological process: glycerol catabolic process. Bases 1532 to 3259 code for a protein of 575 amino acids. Gene Ontology annotation, molecular function: ATP binding; glycerone kinase activity.